Messenger RNA from Eutrema salsugineum, 1261 nucleotides. Its product is annotated as 2,3-bisphosphoglycerate-dependent phosphoglycerate mutase. Gene Ontology annotation, molecular function: intramolecular phosphotransferase activity. Bases 137 to 1180 code for a protein of 347 amino acids. Gene Ontology annotation, biological process: glycolytic process. Lineage: Eukaryota; Viridiplantae; Streptophyta; Magnoliopsida; Brassicales; Brassicaceae. The transcript is spliced from 8 exons. The record is from RefSeq and is a predicted model, not a curated record.
AUAACUCAGUUUUCUGUCAUCGUCGAAUUUGGCGUGUCGUCGUGAAAAAAAAAGAAGAAGCAACAAACAUUUUAGUUUGGUGAAACUUGUAUUCAUCUUUGGUUUCAUUGAGCUCAUCGUCAUUGAUUAGACCAGAAUGGCUACGGCUAUGUCUCACCAAUCAAUCGGUUCCCUUGUCUCUCACCGGUCUUCUUCGUCUUCCACAAUCUCUGAAUCUCUAAGAGAGCCUUUGAAAGUAGCAACGAAAGGAUUCAAGAUCGAUUCGUCACUGAGUUAUACCUCAAGAAGAAAGAGAAACUUCUCCAAGAUUGAAGCAAUUGCGUCUAAGACACCAUCAGUUUCUUACAACACUCCAUUGUCUCCUUCCAAGAACAUCACUCACAAUUCACCGAAAAAACCAAAGGAAGCAGCUCUGAUAUUGAUUAGGCAUGGAGAGUCGUUGUGGAACGCGAAGAAUCUUUUCACGGGUUGUGUUGAUGUGCCAUUGACAGAGAAAGGUGUUGAAGAGGCAAUUGAAGCAGGGAAGAGGAUUAGCAACAUACCUGUCGAUGUUAUCUUCACUUCGUCUCUAAUCCGUGCUCAGAUGACUGCAAUGCUUGCCAUGAUUCAACACCGUCGUAAGAAGGUUCCGAUCAUUUUACACAAUGAAAGCGAACAGGCGAAAACUUGGAGUCAAGUUUUCAGUGAAGAAACUAAAAGCCAGUCCAUUCCUGUCAUACCCGCGUGGCAGCUCAAUGAAAGAAUGUAUGGAGAAUUGCAAGGUCUCAACAAGCAAGAAACAGCGGAAAGAUACGGGAAACAGCAAGUUCACGAAUGGCGUAGGAGUUAUGACAUUCCUCCUCCAAAAGGCGAGAGCUUGGAGAUGUGUGCUGAGAGAGCAGUGGCUUAUUUUGAAGAAAAUAUAGAACCAAAGCUUGCAGCUGGAAAGAACGUAAUGAUAGCUGCUCACGGGAACUCGCUGCGGUCUAUCAUAAUGUAUCUUGACAAAUUGACUUGCCAGGAGGUGAUAAGUCUAGAACUAUCAACCGGUAUACCUCUUCUGUACAUCUUUAAAGAAGGCAAAUUCAUGAAACGGGGAAGCCCGGUUGGUCCAACAGAAGCAGGUGUCUAUGCUUAUACCAAGAGAUUGGCUCAGUACAGACAGAAGCUGGAUGAGAACAGUGAAGUGAUUUGUUCCUGAACUAAACAAGAAAGAUUGGUUCUUGGAUUUACAUUGCAAGCAUUAGGACCGUAGAGACGCUUAUAUAAGUUAUGAUUUUGU